Messenger RNA from Astrephomene gubernaculifera, 1045 nucleotides. NCBI's taxonomy places the organism in Eukaryota, Viridiplantae, Chlorophyta, Chlorophyceae, Chlamydomonadales, Astrephomenaceae. The record is from the annotation of a GenBank genome assembly.
CAGCAAGUAAAUCCCUGUUAUACUUAUUAUAGCUGCGAAAUCCAUUAGUGCAUUAACUUUCAUUUGUUGAGCAAGCAAUGAGUGCGCAACUGAGAAGCGCUUGCCGCCCCUGUGGAUUGGGACACAGUAAAAAUGUUACACAUCGACGGAGACCCUUCAUAGGUGCUCGUCGUCCUUUACCGCGCGUUAGGGCAGCAAGCGAGGAGGUGGACCUGGAGGCUCAGGUGGAGCUUUUCAUGAGGCGCCAGGCUGAGAUUGAGAGCGGAGCUGCAUUUGUGCGCGCCAAGGGAGUGGAAAAGGUCAUCGGCGCCGACCUCGUGAGCGAUGAGCUUGCCCAGCAGUACUGCGGGCAGAUCUUCGAGGUGCUCAAGACGCUCAAGCGCACCCGUGACAUGAGCUUCAACGAGGUGAAGCUCAUCGUGUCCAUCGAGGACCCCCGGGCGAGGGAGCGGCGGGCGGCGGACAUGGAGGACGAGCGCGGCGUGUCGCGUGAUGAGAUGGCCGCGGCGCUGGUGGAGAUCGGCGAGGGGCGCAUCCCCAACGACCGGAUAGCGCUCAAGUGCCUGCAUGAUGAGAUGCUGGGAUGGCCCUUCCUGGAGGUUGGAGGAGGGGGAGAGGGGCAGGGGGCGCAGGCGGCAGCGGCAGCGGGCGGCAAGGCGGCAGCGGCGGCAGCAGGGGCUGGGGGGCAGCCACAGCAGCAGCCACAGCAGCAGCCCAGCGCUUCGGAGUAUGCAGCGCUGAUGGGAGGCGACACCGUUGCCAAGCCCUACGUGAUGAGCGACUCCCUGCGUCAGGGCGAGAAGCCGCAGUCGGUGACCGACAUGUUGCCCGGCUGGGUGGGGUACGGCAUGUUGUACGGCGUGAGCGCCAUUCCCGUCAUGAUAGCGCUGGGCACUGUGGCGCUGCUGUUCUUCAGCUCGCUCAAGUAAUUCAAAUUUGAAUAACAAUGGAUCCACAUGGGAGCUGAUUGGGAGUAAAGCUCGCUCAAGUAACAGCGAAUCCGCAUGAUUCACGCAUUCGAUUCAUGGGAGCAGGACGGGGGGGA